GCGGGCCGGCAAUGGCGGAGGAGGCGGCGGUGCGGGCGCAGGCGGAGGCGGUGCGGCGGCUCAAGCAGGAUAAAACCGAUCCCGACGAGAUCGCCAAGGAGGUGGCAAAACUGCUGGAGAUGAAGGCACAACUAGGGGGAGAUGAGGGGAAACACAAGUUUGUGCUCAAGACCCCAAAGGGCACGCGGGACUACAGCCCUAAGCAAAUGGCCAUUCGUGAGAGAGUCUUCAAUGCAAUCAUCACCUGCUUCAAGCGCCACGGAGCAGAAGUCAUUGAUACGCCAGUGUUUGAGCUGAAGGAGACGCUGACGGGGAAAUACGGUGAAGACUCUAAGCUCAUCUACGAUCUGAAAGAUCAAGGAGGAGAGCUGCUGUCCCUGCGCUAUGACCUCACAGUGCCCUUCGCUCGCUAUUUGGCGAUGAACAAGAUCACCAACAUUAAGCGGUACCACAUCGCUAAGGUCUACAGGCGGGACAACCCGGCCAUGACAAGGGGCCGCUACAGGGAGUUCUACCAGUGUGAUUUUGACAUCGCUGGCCAGUUCGACCCGAUGAUUCCCGAUGCCGAGUGCCUGAAGAUUGUGCACGAGAUCCUGAGUGACCUGCAGCUUGGGGACUUUCUUGUUAAGGUCAACGAUCGGCGCAUCCUUGAUGGGAUGUUUGCGGUUUGUGGUGUCCCAGACAGCAAGUUCCGAACAAUCUGCUCCAGUGUUGACAAACUGGAUAAGAUGCCAUGGGAAGAAGUGAAGAAUGAGAUGGUAGGAGAGAAGGGGCUCUCUCCUGAGGCUGCGGAUCGCAUUGGGGAGUACGUCCAGCUUCAUGGUGGCCUGGAGCUGAUCGAGCGGCUUCUGCAGGACCCCAAGCUGUCCCAGAACAAGCUGGCCAAGGAGGGGCUGGGGGACAUGAAGCUGCUGUUUGAGUACCUGACCCUGUUUGGCAUCACGGGGAAGAUCUCUUUCGACCUGAGCCUGGCGCGAGGUCUGGACUAUUACACGGGGGUGAUCUUUGAGGCUGUCCUGCUGCAGCAGGAGAACGACCAUGUGGAGGAGCCAGUCAGCGUUGGGAGCGUGGCUGGAGGCGGUCGCUACGACGGGCUGGUGGGGAUGUUUGAUCCCAAAGGACGGAAGGUGCCCUGCGUGGGGGUCAGCAUUGGGAUCGAGCGGAUCUUCUCCAUCCUGGAGCAGAGAGUGGAGGCCUCUGAGGAAAAGAUCAGGACAACAGAGACACAGGUGCUGGUGGCCUCUGCCCAAAAGAAGCUCCUUGAAGAGCGGCUGAAGCUCAUCGCCGAGCUGUGGGAUGCUGGAAUCAAGGCAGAAAUACUGUACAAGAAGAACCCCAAGCUGCUGAAUCAGCUGCAGUACUGUGAGGACACGGGCAUUCCCCUUGUUGCCAUCGUGGGUGAGCAGGAACUCAAGGAUGGAGUCGUCAAGCUGCGGGUCGUGGCAACCAGGGAGGAGGUCAACGUUCGCAGGGAGAGCCUGGUUGAGGAGAUCAGGAUGCGAACGAGCCGGCCAUAA
Molecule: messenger RNA, 1517 nt
Organism: Charadrius vociferus (killdeer)
Lineage: Eukaryota; Metazoa; Chordata; Aves; Charadriiformes; Charadriidae
Product: histidine--tRNA ligase, cytoplasmic
Exons: 13
Coding region: 12-1517 (501 amino acids)
Biological process (GO): histidyl-tRNA aminoacylation; mitochondrial translation
Cellular component (GO): mitochondrion; cytoplasm
Molecular function (GO): ATP binding; identical protein binding; histidine-tRNA ligase activity
Source: RefSeq, a predicted model, not a curated record